Messenger RNA from Drosophila albomicans, 1596 nucleotides. It is a transcript of the gene Jheh3, whose product is annotated as juvenile hormone epoxide hydrolase 1. Gene Ontology annotation, biological process: epoxide metabolic process. The transcript is spliced from 3 exons. Lineage: Eukaryota; Metazoa; Arthropoda; Insecta; Diptera; Drosophilidae. Gene Ontology annotation, molecular function: epoxide hydrolase activity. Bases 106 to 1503 code for a protein of 465 amino acids. The record is from RefSeq and is a predicted model, not a curated record.
GUCAGUUGUUAUUCGACUGGCUCGUAGAACGGUUGAGCACACUCGAUGCACCCAAGAAAUUAAUUGAAAUUUUGUUCAGAUAAAUAAUCAAAAUUUGUGGGCAAUAUGAAGUGCCUGACAGUAUUCGCUGUGAUUGUGGCCAUAUUCGGAGCCAUCGUCGGUUACGGUUAUCUGGUCUUCACUGAUCUGACACGUCCGCUGCCCAAGCCGGACUACAAAGACGACACCUAUUGGGGUCGUGGAGAUGGCAAGAACUAUGCGCCCGAUGAGAAAAUCUACGAUUUUGUGCUCGAUGUGCCACAGGCAGAGAUUGACGAUCUGCGUCAGCAAUUGAAUCGCACUCUCAAGCUGGCCGAACCGCUGGAUGGCAUUGCUUUUGAGUAUGGUUUCAAUGCCUACGCGCUGCAACAGUUUGUGGAUUACUGGCGCGACAAGUACCUGACCAAGUGGGAUGAGCGUCAAGCAUAUUUCAAUGAAUUGAAGCAGUACAAAACCGAAAUUCAAGGCUUGAACAUUCACUUUAUCCACGAACGCGUCGAGGAGGAGGUGGCCGAAAAGAAGCAAGUGGUGCCACUGCUGCUGCUCCAUGGCUGGCCAGGCUCAGUGCGUGAAUUCUACGAUUUCAUUCCCAUGUUGCGCAAGGAGACUAACAUCAGUGACUACGCCUUUGAGGUGGUUGCACCCUCCCUUGUCGGCUUCGGCUGGUCAGAUGCGGCGACACGUCCCGGCUUCAAUGCUGCUGAAAUGGCCACCGUGAUGCGUAAUCUGAUGUUGCGACUAGGCCACAAGAAAUUCUUGGUUCAAGGCGGCGACUGGGGCAGCAUUAUUGGCAGCAAUCUGGCCACACUAUAUCCCGACAAUGUGCUGGGCUACCAUUCCAAUAUGUGCAUCCUGAGCACACCGCUGUCCAUCCUCAAGAGCAUAUACAUCAACUAUUAUCCGGAGAAAGUGCUCAUCACUCGCAUGUUCUAUGAUCAUCACGUUGGCAUUUGGGACAAGUACAAGCAACUGAUCGAGGAGAGCGGUUAUUACCACAUACAAGCCACCAAACCGGACACCAUUGGUGCUGCCCUCGACUCCAGCCCGGUUGCGUUAGCCGGCUAUAUACUCGAAAAGUUCCAGACCUGCACUGGUCCCGCUCUGAAUCAGGACUUUGGUGCCAUGGUCACGGUCUACGGAUUGGAGGCAGUGCUUGACAAUCUGAUGGUCUAUUACCUGAACAGUGCGGCCACCACAGCUGGACGCUUCUAUGCGGAGAAUUCGGCCAAGGCCUAUCGUGAUCUGCAGUUAGAUCGCGUACAGACCCCUGUGCCAAUGGGCUGCGCCCGUUUCCGCAAUGAUCUGCCUCCGGCUUCGGACUGGCAAUUGCGUGACAAGUUUCCCAAUCUGAAGCACAGUAUGUAUUUCCAGCACGGCGGACACUUUGCCGCCAUGGAGAUGCCAUCGAUGUUGUACAAUGAUUUCACGACAUUCGUGCAAAAGAUCGGACUGAAUGAUGAAUAAUUUGUAAUUCAUUUGAGAGUGAUAAAUGCCAACUUUGUUAUGGCUCCCGAAGGAGCUUCAAUUAGUUCUUUAAUAAAGUAAAUCCAAAAACGA